Molecule: messenger RNA, 11293 nt
Organism: Leptidea sinapis
Lineage: Eukaryota; Metazoa; Arthropoda; Insecta; Lepidoptera; Pieridae
Gene: Megf8
Product: multiple epidermal growth factor-like domains protein 8
Exons: 21
Coding region: 290-8644 (2784 amino acids)
Cellular component (GO): Golgi apparatus
Molecular function (GO): protein binding; calcium ion binding
Source: RefSeq, a predicted model, not a curated record
UCGAAUAAGUUGUUUGUUUUUACCAAAAAGUGUAAAAUAGUGCAGAAAAUCAUUGUAAAUAUGCGUUAAAAAUAGUUACUCAUGUUAAAAAAUAAAUUAAUCUUUCUCAUGCAGUGUUUACUCCAGUUUGCCAUUUGUGGAACUAAAACCAUACUGUAGUUGUUAGCCUUGAAUCAGAUGUCAUUUAAUAAAUGAGUUGUUUAUUUUACAAUUUAGUGCUAUUAGAUAUAUUUUCACGAUUAUAUGGCUCUGAUGUUUGACUUAUGGUUUGCGAAAUUAUCAAAGAGGCAUGUUUUAUCCACGUAUUCGGGAAAAAGCUGGUGCAUCUUUAGUAGUUUUGAGCUGGACUUGUCUGGCUGUUCUCUGUGCCGCGUCCACAGGCCCUUGCGAUAAAACACGAAGGGUCUUCACUGAAUCCAGCGGUAUCAUUACUGAUGGCCCCAGCAACUCAAAUUAUACACAAGAUUCACACUGCGAAUGGUUAAUUAAGGCUGAUAAUAAGAGUCAGUACAUAACACUAAGUUUUAUUCGAAUGGGCACAGAAUGCUCCUAUGAUUAUGUGUUUGUUUAUGAUGGAGAUUCAUUUGAUGCUCCACUACUUGGUAGCUUCAGUGGCAAAACAGAACCUCAAAAUGUAACUGCAUCCAGCGGCUUUAUGCUAAUACUGUUGUAUAGUGAUACAAAUUAUGUUCUUGACGGCUUUCGUGCUACAUAUGCAAUUCAUAACUGUCCCAACAACUGCACUGGCAGGGGGCUGUGUAUGUCCAACAAAUGUUUUUGCGUAGGUACCUGGGGUGGGCCUGAUUGUAGUGUUGAGUUAUGUCCAAACUUGUGCUCGGGAAAUGGCCAAUGUAAGGGAGAUAGAUGUCUUUGCAAGAAAGGGUAUUCCGGAGAGUCUUGCUCCCUUAAAAGUAAUGAUAAGGAUGGCAACAAUUGGCAUUGGCUCUCCCACACAGAAAGUGGAAUGACAAAGCGAGCAGCCCACACAGCUGUGUAUGUGAAUCACACGGACUCUCUAUAUGUGUUUGGAGGAUAUGAUCUGAAUAGAGUAUUAGGUUUUUUAGAAAUAUACAGAUUUUCGACUAGUCAAUGGUAUGAUGAAAAUGGAAAAGUGUUACGUAGGUAUCCUACCAAUGAAGAGAUUGAUAAGUCACUUUUAACUUUAUUUACAAAGGGAAACAUUGAAGGCAACUGGCCAAUAGGAAAUAGUUCUUCUUUAUUUAAUUUAAUUCUUUCUUCCUUCUCUCACCAUGACAAAACUACUUUACCUCUUAUGUAUUCUCAUUCGCCAACCCCUUACUCCGAAAGCUACAUACAGUUCACGGACAGACCUGAGUUUGUAAGUUUGAAGGCGAAUUACUCAAAACCCGAACCUCGAUACGGCCAUUCGGCUUGCGCUUAUGGGAACGGCUUUAUUAUAUAUGGAGGGAAACUCUCCGAUGGUAGUUUAUCAUCAGAGCUGUGGUAUUAUGAUGCUAUCGAAAAUGUUUGGACGCUGAGAGCUGUCAACUCCUCGUAUACUCCACCCGGCUUGACCCGUCACACGCUGACUGCGGUGAAGGAUGAGUUAUAUUUGUUCGGCGGCAGUACCGUGGAGGGAGACUUUUCAUCUAGUAUGUACAAGAUAAAACUGGCGGACGGUGCGACUGAAAAUUGGGAAAAGGUGCAAGUCAGAGGAGGAAAGGAGUUGGACGUGCGUGUUGUGGCGCAUACCGCGGUGUAUCAUGAGAGGACCAACUCUAUUCUGGUGUACGGCGGCGUGGUCGCAAGUGUGGCCAGAUUCUCGAAGCUCUCAGACAGAAUGUUCGCCUUCGACCUGGACUAUAAGCACUGGAGCGAAAUACACUAUCCCCGCGCCCACCUCCGAGAUACUUACGUGCCGCGCGAGCGGGCGUUCCACACGGCCACGGUCAUAGGAAACUAUCUGGUUGUGUUUGGAGGCUACUCACACAGACACAAUAGAGAGGAAAUUUGCUACGACGGUCAAAUGUAUCUGUAUCACCUCGGUUGCCAUGCGUGGAUUCCCUUGGACGUCUUGGGCAAAACAAGGAAAUAUUAUCCAAAGAAACAAGGAGUUUUCGCACACGCUGCUGCGUUGAAACCACCUUCGACUUUGCUGAUCGUCGGCGGCUAUCAUGGAAAUGUUAAUGGAGAUCUGUUAGCGUACGUAGUUCCGAGCUGGCACGCCGGUGUCACCAGCAAGGACCCGGAGUCCGCCUGCCCUCGUCACAAGACUCAGCCGGAGUGUCUGGCGGAUCCUGAAUGUGGCUGGUGCUCAGCUGAUGAUAUCUGCUACGGUAGGACGAUAGGGUCGAACUGCACCACAAACCUGCAGUCCAUCCGUUGCGGCGGGAUCUGUCCGGCUCUCGGGGACUGUCAGUCGUGCCUCAUUCACGGCCCGGCUCUCGACAGGAACAGUUCCCGGACCCCGCUUGUCUCCGUCAGCACUAAGCUGGGUCUACAUCAGUGCAGCUGGUGCGUUCAGAAUGCAAGAUGUCAUCACAAAGACGAUAAUUAUGGUGUUUGCGGCGAGGAAACACCAUCAGAAAACCCAGGGUGGUGGGGAACAACUGGCACUGAAGUGACAACACCUGAAGAAUGUCGUAUCCUAGACAUGAGACCGGGCCUUACGUUUCUCAGAUACCAACAACCUGCCGACUGGAACCACCCGGACGCCGUUUCCAUUGUGAACGCAACUACAGUCGACUGGGGCGCGGGGGGAGGCAGUAACAGCAUUAUCACUGGCGCCAGUGAGACGAGGCUCAAAGGCUGGUUGCACAUACCCAUAAACUGGCUUGGAACAUCUGAAAGCCUACAAAUCUGCGCGGGACAAGCCAAUAUAACGUUAAACCUUGGUGACAAAACAGAACCGGUCGCUAAUGUGACUGGCUACCCUACAUCGUGCUCGCCAGUUGAUUGGCCACUAUUGAAUCCUGGAAAGCUAUUCGUUGAUAUGCACGCGAACGAUUCGCUUCACACCGGCCUGUAUCCGUCUCACUAUCACGCUAAAAUGGAAUUACUACAUUACAAAUUGCAAGAAAGUGCCAAGGUUUUUACGUUUGAGUUCCUCGAACCUUAUACAGAAGGAAAGUGUGCAAACUAUGACAACUGUAUGUUAUGUCUCUCCGACGCGGCAUGUGGCUGGUGUGAGCUCACUAGUCGCUGUGAAUCUAGAAGCGUCGACGAGGAAGUCACUUGUACAGCUGAUGGCGAGUGGAGAUACCUGACACUGCAGCCGGCAGCCUGUCCCAACUGUUCCAACUACAUCACUUGCGAACGCUGCGUGGCUGGGAACUAUUGUGAAUGGUGGGCGGACGAAGCGAGGUGUUCUAGACGAGGUCGAGCCAGUGGCGCCAUAGUGGAUUCCUCCGAAUGUCCAGCUCCGUGUCGCAUGAGGCUCGACUGUGAACAUUGUCUCGAUGAAAAAGGCCGCUGCGUCUGGUGUGAAGCUACCCGACAAUGUUUCAGCUUUAGUGUAUACACAAGCGAAUACCAAUUCGGCCUGUGCCGUGAAUGGCUCGAUCGCGCAUCCUCGCCCACUGAUGACGGAAGUAAGAAGUCUGGACAGUGCAAAUCUUGCCAAGCUCAUGUCCAAUGUGCUACGUGCCUAAGAAGUAUGGGGUGUGGAUGGUGCCAUUCCUUCGAAAAUCCCAUCAAUGGCGUAUGUACGGAAGGUGACUUCACCCGUUCGCAUAUGGACUGUGCAUCAUUAUUGAACGUCACUACAUCAGAUGCGGGCUGGGCAUAUGCUCAGUGUCCCGAUGUCGACGAAUGUGGCUUAGGUCUUCACGACUGCCACGAAAAUGCCGUUUGUAAUAAUACCCAUGGUUCCUACACCUGCAAAUGCAAACAAGGCUAUAUUGGAGAUGGACGCAAGAGUUGUAUACGAACUUGUUACAAUAAUUGUAUUCACGGGUACUGCUUGGGAGCCCCGCAAUACAAGUGUCAUUGUGACUUAGGGUGGACGGGGGCAGAUUGUUCCAUUAACUGCGGAUGCCAUAAUCAUUCAACCUGCAAGACCGGUGUCGGACGUUGUGAUGAGUGCCAAGAUUGGACAGAAGGUGAAUUCUGCGAGUCUUGUAAACCUGGGAGUCAUGGCAACGCUACGACUGGUCAAGGUUGUCGCCGCUGCGAUUGUAACGACCACGGUGACGAGACGCGAGGUGUCUGCGACGUAACUACUGGUGAAUGUAUUUGUAAGGACAAUACCGAAGGGCAAAACUGUGAACGUUGUAAAGCUAAAUUUUAUGGUGACCCAAGGCAUGGCGGUAGAUGCUACUACCAGUGCGAGCCAAGAGGAAUGUUGAAGGCUAUCGAAACCCAAGGUAUCGGAUCACAUAAGACAGAUCCCGAUAUUAAAACUUUGGGUCCUACAAAGGAAUGUUUAUGGAUCAUUUCUGCAGAUGAUAUUAAGGAUGCCACGAUCCAAUUUACCGUAAAUUCUUCCACUUUAAAUGUGCCAUGUGAUCAAAAUGCCGUAUAUGUUUAUGAUGGUUUAGGGGGAGUGCCUGACUUAAGUAAUAAUCAGCAGAGUCAGUUGCUUGGUGUGUUCUGCAAUGGUGCAUCUUCAGGUAUUGUUGAAGCUCGAAGUGGAAAUUUAACCGUGCACUAUAAGCAAAGUCAGCCAGACCAGGGAUUUGAAGGGGUUUUCAAUGUGUUGGCUUGUGAUGGCCAUUGCGCGUGGCCAAGAGUUUGUAACAAACGACAUUGCGUCUGUCGGGAGGGCUUUGGAGGUUUGAAUUGUAAUAUAGAAAUCUGCCGCAACAAUUGUAGUAGACACCUGAAUGGGGGCGUCUGUGAUAUGAAUUAUGGAAGAUGUCUUUGCAACGAAGGCUACGGAGGUGAUGAUUGUUCUCUGAAGCUUGAUAAAUCACUACUUGUGUUCACCGAAUUAUUCGAUUCCGAUUUCCUCACCGACAGUCUCGACCAUUUGAGAAAAACUCUGCCAAGAUUUGGGCACAGUCUAGUGGCUGAUAGACGCGGCCUUUGGAUGUUUGGUGGAUACUCACUGUCACACGGGCCAUUGAAUGAUAUAAGGUUUUAUGAUACCAAAAACAAUACUUGGAUGCCAGUAACAGUCGAGGCUACUGCUGAUGCGAAAAUGCCUCAAGGUCGCUACUUCCAUGCAGCAGAAAUAUACCAUUCCAGACAAAACAUAUACAUCUAUGGCGGGCUAGGCUUACAAGAAAAAACCGGCCACAAUAGAACUUUGCAGGACUUCUGGCAAUUUAGUCUAAAAGACCAGAGGUGGAGCAAUAUAAGGAAUAAAGAAGAACAACCCCCACCACUGGCAGGUCAUACGUUGACCUUACAGAAAUAUCAGGACUACGAGAGCUUGGUAUUAAUUGGUGGGUUUUCGUUAGAAGAAGGGUUUAUGACCGAUAUGUGGGAAUUUGAUCUGGAUAACGAUAAGUGGGUAAAACUUAGCAGCAGUGGCGCCCAACCACCUGGAAUCAUCAGUCACAGUACAGUGUAUCAUGCAUCUUCGCAAAGCCUAUAUGUUUAUGGAGGGAUUCUGUACACAUACAACGGUACAAUAAUAUCUGAUAAACUAUUCUCGUUUCACUAUCCGACAAAGAAGUGGAGCGAGUUGCCAUCAAUACCGGGUUUGAAUGUUUUUGAAAGUUUGCCCCGGCCAACGUUUUUACAUUCAGCUGUAACGACUAACGAUUACAUGAUCGUAUUUGGGGGUAGAACAAUUCCAGAGAAAAGAUCAAAUUCUCUCAUUGCUUAUCUUUAUGGCUGCAAUCAAUGGAUUAAACUAUCCAAAGGACCUUCGGUGUUAGACCACCCGCCACCAAGAACGAUAGCACAUGCUAUGGCGAUUGACUUAGAAUCCGAAAACGAUUGGAAUAUAUACAUAGUCGGUGGUUGGACAGGCAGUGCUAACUGCCAAGUAACAAGAAUAACCCUGCCAGAAGAUUUGUGUUCAUUAUGGAGCUCGAGUAAAAUAGAAUGUCGUAGCCAUAUGGGCUGCAGUUUUUGCAGCACUGGAAAAUAUACUAAAUGUUAUUCAGUUGAUAAGCCCGGGUGCGAAGGUAGCGAUAGGAUCUCGACCAAUGCCGGAGCGGCCUGCAAUGCGGAGCUGGUGGCUCGAAGACCUUGUGAAAAUUUCACAACAUGUACUACUUGCUUAGCUGCGUGGCCUCUCUACCCUGAAGAUAAACCUUCGUGUAGGUGGUGUGAAACUUGCGCUGCCGGCGUCGGUGAAUGUGUCCCAACGGCCGAAUCUUGUAAGAGCAUGAAAUGUAACGCUGGCACCACGUAUAUAAGUAUUGUGGACCAGUGUCCCGAGAUGAGGUGCGUGGCGCCCGACUGUGAGCAGUGCGAGUUCAACAAGUGCUCGUGGACGAGGCUUAUUAAGCGAGAAGGACAAAUGACAAGACUAGCGUACGAUCUGACAGACCUGUUCAACUGGACCUGCGCGUACGCAGAUGAGCCGAUUUUAAAAUACAUACAGGAAAUAAGAGUACAAUCGUUCAAGUCCGGGUUCCCGUUUGUCGAUGCGAACAGUGAAGAAUGUCCGAGCAGAUGCGAAUCGAAUCAGGAUUGUCACUCGUGCCUCGGCUCCGACGGUGGCGAAGGGGGGUUCUCGGAGUGCCACUGGGCCAGUUACCUGGGGACGUGCAUAUCUCCGGCUUAUCAACCGCUGUACUGCGCCGGAGGUGUCUGCGGACUGGUACUCACAAAGGCGGACAAAAAUAAGUGUCCAGCGCCUUGCGAGACAUUCGAGCAGUGUUCGGAAUGUCUUCAUCAUUCUCACUGCGGAUGGUGUGCGAUCGACGGAGCGAACGGGGAAGGUGUUUGUACGGAGGGCUCGAUCGAUUCGCCGUUGGACUACAGCACUAGGACCACCUGCGCCGCUGUCUACGGGAGCGUUCAACAGGCCAAUAGCACCAACGAGACGUUCUCGUGGCACUACACGCGCUGUCCACCGGAGAAUGAAUGCGAGAAUAAUCACCAUCAGUGCAAGGAGGAUUCGGAGGUGUGCCACGACCUGCCCACCGGGUACGAGUGCGUGUGUGGGCGGGGCUACAAGCAUGUGGGCGGCGCCUGUGCGGCCGUGUGCUCGCAGGGCUGCGUGCGAGGUGCGUGCGUGCAGCCUGAUGAGUGUCGCUGCGACUUCGGCUACGUGGGCGCCAACUGCACCAUCCAGUGCCAGUGUAACGGACACGCGCACUGCGAGGGACCCGACAAGCUCGACAAGUGUAUCGAGUGUCACAACAACACUAUGGGCAGUCAAUGCGAGAAGUGCAAGCCGAACUUCGUGGGUGACCCGACAGACAACGGGCAGUGCAUCCCUUGCUCGGUGUUCUGCCACAGCCACACCAGCAUCUGUACGACGGAGGGCGACGUGAACAGUGCCGACAUCGAGGAGUACUACAGGGACGCGGGAGGCGCGGCCAAGGCCCGCUGCGUGCGCUGUGCCAACAACACGGACGGAGCGCGCUGCGAGCGAUGUAUCGAGGGGUACUUUAGAGGGUCUGAGGACUUCAGGGACCCUUGUCGACCUUGCGAGUGUCACGGACACGGAGACACUUGCGACCCGGUCACCGGCGAGAAGUGCAACUGCGGCAACAACACAGAGAGCGACGCCUCGUGCCAGACUGCCAGCUCCAGCAAGAACUCUGCCCAGGAGUGCUGGCGCUACCAGUGCGUCAAGUGCAGGGACCUUUACAUGGGCGAUCCGCGCAACGGACACCAGUGCUACAAGACCAUCAACAUCGAGAACAAGAUCUGCUUCGACGGAAAAACUAUUGAUGAAUGCAAGAUCAAGCCACGACCGUUGUACGCAGGGCAGACAGUAUUCCUGGCCGUGAACCCGCGCUACAUGAACGUCGACAUCCGAGUGAUCGUAGACGUGACCCAGGGCGCCGUGGACCUGUACAUGAGCCCCAACGACAGCUCGUUCGUGGUUUCAGUGAACGCGACUACUGGCGCGCACGCCAUCGAGCUAGAUCGCAGCUACUACAAACGGGACCCCUUCCGCAAGAUGCCCUCCUUCGACGGCGACGUGGUCUCCUGGCAUUACGACAAAGUGGACUAUGCCCUCGCCGACUACGCAGCGAACGAACUGGCCACUUACGUGACCGUAGACAGGCGGAACGUUCUCCUCCGCGUCACAAACCUCCGCAACCGGCUCGUGCUCACCCUCCCGCAGAACAUCCACGACCUGACCCACACCAAGUUCUUCAUCAUCAUCCGCGCGCGGAGCACAGAAGAUGGCUCGGCCAGUUUCGGCGUGGCGUUCUUCCGCCAAGAUCAACUGCACAUCGAUCUCUUUGUGUUCUUCUCGGUUUUCUUCUCGUGUUUCUUUUUAUUUCUUGCCGCGUGCGUGGUCGCGUGGAAAGCGAAGCAAGCGGCUGAUGUUAGGCGAGCUAGACGGAGACAUGUUGUUGAGAUGCUGCACAUGGCCAAGCGGCCGUUCGCUGGCGUGGUGGUGUCGGUCUAUGGCGGUCGCCGCGGAGACGUUCGCCCCGUCGCCAUCGAGCCCACGGCCGACGAGCGCGCUGCUGUCACCUCCGUGCUCGUCAGGUUACCCGGAGGUCUUCGCGCCCCGGUACGAAUGGCUCUCGCGUCCGCGUUAGUUUUGGUGACCCGAGCGCCCCCCACCCGGCCGCGACACAGAAGAACAUUCUCGUGAUGUGCGCAAGGAGCUAGCACACACGCACAAUAAUUGUAGCUCAUACAUAGGUUAUAAUUUAUAGUGGGAUAUAUGAGGUCCUACAACCGAUGCCUUCAUACUUCCUAGGCAAAAAAUUCAUCGGCAAGGCCUCUAGAUUGCUAUCAAAUGUAUGAUUAUGUAAACAUACAUAUUAAAAUUGGGAUUAUCAAACUAUGUAUGUUAAAUUAUGAAAAUAUUAUAGUGUCAUUUACUUGACUGCUGCUAUUUUGGCUGCUCCGAUAUAGAAUCUAUAUCACCUACUCAAUGCUCUUAAUAGAAACAUAUUGCAGCUUCGUUUUAAUGUAUAAUCAUCAAUCUGUAGCAUUAUAAAUUAUUGAUAGUGUACAUUCGAAUUUUACAAUAAUUUAUACUCAUUCCGAUUAAGUUUAUUUUAUAUAUAAAAAAGAAACAAUAUCAAAUUUCCACAGGGCAUGUUUUAUGAUUCUGUUAUUUUAUUUGAUUGAUUUUUAUAUGAUCUGAUUUAUUUGGCACUACUUACAAAUGUUAAGGCCGCACUGUCUUUUAUUAUUUUUAAUAACAGCAGUACAAAUGUACCUUUUCUUGUUGCCAUGGCUUUGAACCAUUAGCUAUUAUUGUCUGUAUUAGAGAGUAUACUGUAAAGUAGAAUUUUUUUAUUAUAUAUUUAUAACAUAAUAGUUGAUAAUGAUAUAACGCGCUCAUAAAACCUACGUAAUUAAUUAAAUUCGCAUGAAAUGUUGUGGCAUAGUUAAUUUCAUGUAUGUUAUAUUUGAACCGCAUUGGUUUCUAUAAAAAUCAGAAAUUUUUUAAGUAGGUAGUUAUUAUAAAUAAUUUAUAUGAUCAGUUUACAUUGUUACACAUUUUGUGGUUUACUAUCCAAUAUGUAGCAUGAGAUGAACUAUUUCAUGCCCACCAAGCCAAAGCAAUCACAUAUAGUUUGCAAAAAUUGAGCGGGUUGUGAAUAGUCCAUUGUAGCAAAUGCUGUUGUUUAUUUCAAAAGUUUAUUAUGCCAUGUUGUGUAUGUUAUUUGUAAGUUUAAUCAUACCUUUAAAUUUACUAUGUUUUUUGGGUACAGUAUACCCAUGGUAGCUUAUUGUUGCUUGUGUUGGUAACACUGCACUGCUUCUUGAAGAAAUUUCUCACAUGAACUUAUACACUAGCAAAUAUUUGCAUGAAGCAAUUUAUAGCCCUUAACACAACAUUCAUCUUUUGACACAAAUGUGAAAUAGUUCAUUUGACUUUUCUCCUCUCAAGUAAAUAAAAAAUGUAUACACACAUUAAACAUGGAUGGAUGUGUGGCGGUCCUCCACAGUGCGGUUUUCAAGGAGCUUUCUUCCACAUACUACAAAGUUGUGGAAUGAGCUUCCUUGUGCGGUGUUUCCGGGACGAUACGACAUGGGUACCUUCAAAAAAAGCGCGUACACCUUUCUUAAAGGCCGGCAACGCUCCUGUGAUUCCUCUGGUGUUGCAAGAGAUUGUGGGCGGUGGUGAUCACUUAACAACAGGUGACCCGUACGCUCGUUUGUCCUCCUAUUCCAUAAAAAAAAACAGUAAUGAAUUUGUAAAUUUUAGCCAUGUUAAUGCAAUUUACAUAUCGCGCCUAUUACAUGAAUCUCUUUAGUAUUAUUUUUUGACAGCUCCGUAGAUAUUUAAUUAAAAUAUAUAACUUCAACAGCUUUUGCUGGACGCUGAAUUUCGUUUAAAUUUCGUUUUUGUAUAAUGAAAUAGGAAAAUAUUGUAAAUUAUAAUAAAAAGCUAUUAUUUUGCAAGUAUUGCACAUGAACAUACAUUUUUGUUAUGUAUUUAAUAGUAUAUUAUAAUUAUUUAUAUGUUGAUAUAACCAGCACAAGAUGCUCGCAAUAAAAAUUAAAUUAAAAGGUAAAUAGAUGUUAAACAAUAAAGAAUGUGAAUUUGCUCAUUAUUAACUGGCAGUAUUCUAAAUGAAAUAAUUGUUGUCAAAGUAGUGUAAGUAGAAUUAAAUACAUUAGAGUUAUAUAAGUAAAAACUAUUAGAUAAUUAAGGUGAUAGUACUGAUAUUAUUAUGUGUUAAGUGAUCAUUAUAUGUGGAUCCCUAAAAAGAUCUUUCAGUCCAAUUUACAUUCCAAAUUAUUGUAAUCCGCUGUAUAUAUUAUUACUUAAUUAAAGUCAAACAAGACAUUAAUAUUGGCAGUAAAAGCUUGAAGUAUUACUAAAAUAAGAAAUCUGAUUGCUCAUUAUUUAAAUUUUUUAUCAAUGUUUAUCGAUUGCAUUUAAAUUUAUUUAUCAAUUGAAUAUUUGUCUUGUUUUGAAAAUAAGUCUGUAAGUAUACACUUGCUAAGACAGAAUUUUAUCAUUAUAUAAUUAUGAUUCAUUAUUAGUAAUAUUCCUGUCCUCAGUCAUAUUGUGAUUUAGAACUUUAUAUUAAAUACCUAAGUCUAGUUUUGAAUAAAAUGCUCUUCACAUGACCUUGCUCAUAAUUAUAAAAAAAAUCUGUGAUCAGUGUGGGGUUAUUUUGAAUAAUGUUACAAUACCUACAAAAAAAUUCUUUUUGCUGUACCUAUUAUAUUUUUCACCUAGGAAUUGUAAUGAUCUAACAGCAGUAUUAUAAGCAAUAUAUAUUUUUGGUUGAAAUGUUUAUAAAAUAAAAAAAAAUAUAAGUUGGUUGCUAAA